Molecule: messenger RNA, 991 nt
Organism: Notolabrus celidotus (New Zealand spotty)
Lineage: Eukaryota; Metazoa; Chordata; Actinopteri; Labriformes; Labridae
Exons: 7
Coding region: 4-723 (239 amino acids)
Biological process (GO): regulation of DNA-templated transcription
Cellular component (GO): transcription regulator complex; nucleus
Molecular function (GO): transcription coregulator activity; protein binding
Source: RefSeq, a predicted model, not a curated record
ACCAUGGACGCUGCAACACAGACAGACGUAUGGAGUCCAGGCUGGGCGGCUGAGAGAGGAAAGAGUUUAAAAAUGAUGGAGAACACAAAAGAGGUUCUGAAGAGGAUCCAAGCAGAGAAGGAAGCUCUGACGGCUGCCGUGAAAGAUUUAAGUGAAGAGCUCCCUCCUCCUGUUCUCACUCCGUAUGACUCUUCUCCAAAUCAGACAGAGUCGGAGCAGGCCGUUGAGUUUGUGCAGUUUGAGCAGCAGAAUGCCGGGAGGGUGAAGAUGGAACGAUUAUCUCCUGUGGAGAGUAACAGCUCCAAACACACACACUCUGAGCAGGACAACCUGCAGUAUCCUCCUCUACCUGCCACCACCUUCCCCUCCACCCUGAGCAUGGCAGCGACCUCCUACAACAUCCCACAGAGAGUGCACGUCCGGCUGGCCCUCAUCAGGAACCCGCCCGGCCUCUCGGUGCUCUGGAACGUGGAGGAGGAAGACCCGUGUGCUCCACCCAUGAAGAAGUACAGGAUCUACAUCACCAUGGAGAAAGUUAAAGGCAGCGGCGUUUUCAGCGACUGGAACGUCCUCGGUGAGGUGCAGGCCGACCGUCUGCCCAUGUGCGUCCUGAUCAGCAAGUACAAGCCCGGACACAAGCUGUGUGUGGCCGUGGUGGGCGAGGACAAGUUCAGCAGGUUUGGACCCUACAGUGAGAUUGUGACUGCUGCCUUACCUGACUAACUCCAGGUGAAGGGGAGGAGACACAAGCUGUUACCUGAAGGUUUGAUUCAUGCCACGCACUCGUUUAAAGUCCCUCUGUUGUUUUAAAGAGGUUGACAUGAAGUAUUUUGGAGGACAGAAUGGGAUCGGACCAUACAAGCAUUACUGCCUCCGUGGUGCCCUGAAGUCAGAUGUGAAUCACCUGUUUGUUUAUUCUGCCUCCACUGUUACAAAAAAAGUACUGGUAUUUUUUUAAGAAGAUAAUAAAUCUGUUUUUAUUUAAAUGUAA